This is a messenger RNA of Paraphaeosphaeria sporulosa, 2179 nucleotides long. Its product is annotated as FAD-binding domain-containing protein. Bases 483 to 2003 code for a protein of 506 amino acids. Lineage: Eukaryota; Fungi; Ascomycota; Dothideomycetes; Pleosporales; Didymosphaeriaceae. Gene Ontology annotation, molecular function: FAD binding. The transcript has a single exon. The record is from RefSeq and is a predicted model, not a curated record.
CCAUUCUAGCGUACCCCGUCGACGGCCAAUUUGCCCGGCACCUCUCCGCGUCCCAUGCUUACAUCUCGGGCAGCUUACCCAUGCCUCGUCCUCAUCCUCAACGUAUCAGGCGCUGUCAGCUCGGGCGCCCUGGGCCUGCCGACGGGCGACUUGGCCAUGAAGAGUCUACACCACAGCGGCUAAUGCAUGGCCUUGGGUUCGAACUUUGCGGCCUGGAAAUGUCGAAACAAGACCAUUGACGCCAGCUUCAGAGCUUGGCCCAAUCCUACCGGGUCGGCACGUCGAAGACUCCACAUUUGGUCAGCAGUACUGGUAGAAUCAGUCAGAUCGGAGAAGAGUUAGUCAAGUCGGAGAAGAAUUAGUGACAUCGGAGAAGUAUUUGCUCACGCCGGCGAGGAACUCACUUCUAUGCCGUAUAAAGACGGAAGCCCGUCAACCCUCGAUCAUCCCCAACUUAUCUCCAUUACCCCGGGUCCUUCACCAUGGCAGACCUCCGCACCGCCCUCCCAGCAACAUGCGACGUCCUGGUCCCCACCCCAGACACAAAAGUAGAUGAGCUCCUUCCCAACCGCUGGUCUCGCACCCUCAUCUCCGCCCCCCAUGCCAUCGUAAUCCCAACCACCAUACCGGACAUCGUCGCCACAAUCAAAUACGCUACUUCCCAUGACCUAAAGCUCAUUCCCAGCGGAGGUGCCAGAGGCUUCUUCGUGCCCAUCACCCACGACGUCAUCUACCUCGACCUCCGCCACUUCUCUUCUUUUCAACUCAACGAGGAGAAGAGGGAAGUCACUUUCGGCGGUGGCUGUAUCUCUGGCCCACUACUGAAAGGUCUUGCGGAGAAAGGGUGGUACACUGGAACACCGAGCGGGAAUGGUGUCGGCAUGACGGGCGCUCUACUGGGCGGUCUGAAUCAUCCGCUUGUGGGGCUACAUGGGAUGGGUCGGGAUAUGGUAAAGAGCUUCACCAUUGUGCCGUUUAGCAUGCCUUAUGGGGGAGAACUUGGGGCUGUGACUGUGACUCGAGACUCUGAGAACGAGGAGAAAAAACUGUUCGAUGUAUUGAGGGGCGCGGGCCAUGGGAUGGGUGUUGUGGUCAGCGCGACGAUGGAGGCGCAUCCGCUUGCAGGCCUGGAGCUGGAAGGGCGUGACAAGGUGUGGCAGCGUACGCUGGCCUUCCCGCCCAACGCCAUCGACGCCGCAGGCGAUGCGUAUUUGGCUCUCCACACCCACGCCCCGCCCAAUUUGAGCUUUUUCAUUGGCUUCAUGCGCGCGCCACCGAAUGCCCCCCGUCCCGGAGCGCCUGUCAUCCUCCUCGCUGUAUCUUUCUUUGGACCUGUUGCAACAGCAGAGAUAGCCACAUCCAUCACCUUCUCCGACGCCGUGCUUUCGAAAACCGUAAACGCCACCACGACACUGACACCGUUCGGCGACAUCCACAACGCGCUCGAUCCACUCAAUGCUCCCGGCGGGUAUAAAGAGCUCCACGGCGCGUCCGUCAAGUCUAUCCGCGCGUCCAGCCUGACCCGCGCCUUCGCAUCGUUCCUGUCUUACACUGACGGCAGGCCCGAGCUGUUUGGAACCGCGGUCAUUUUCCCAGCAUCGAACACCGCGAAGUCCGAGUCUCUAGCUGCGAAAGAAGACUUCUACAACCCGCGCGAUCGCGGAAUAUUUGUGCAGGUCAAGACUUCGUGCCCGGCUGCCGACGACAAAGACGAGGCUGAUGCGUUUGCUAAGUCCGUACAUGAGAUCGCGCGGGAGGAAGAUAGGAAAGCUGGAAGAAGGGACUGGGGUUUUGCGAAUAACAUGGUUGAGGGCAUGGACCUGAAGGACGUGUAUACCCCCGAGCAAAUCGGCGAAAUCGCCCGAGUGGCCAGUUUCUGGAAUAAGGGCGGCGUGGGGUGGUGUCCGACCGCGGCGGCGUGGCGGUGGUACACGUGGAGUAGGGAGAACGGCGGGAAGCCCGGGACAAUUCUGCAGGCUUUGGUGGAUGAGGUGGGUCCGUGAGGAUUGACAAUUUCGCGUGUGUCGGAGAGAAGGUACAAUAGUAGUACGAUGAGGUGCCCAAGGAAAAAUACUUGAAACGGUACUUCAUGUUGAUGAGCAUAGCAUCGUAUGUGUGCCAGGUAGCCGCCUCGACUUCGCCGUUCAAGCGCUCUGCAACCUCGAGCUUGCCCGCGCAG